Molecule: messenger RNA, 3333 nt
Organism: Varanus komodoensis (Komodo dragon)
Lineage: Eukaryota; Metazoa; Chordata; Lepidosauria; Squamata; Varanidae
Gene: AGK
Product: acylglycerol kinase
Exons: 12
Coding region: 1231-2322 (363 amino acids)
Biological process (GO): protein insertion into mitochondrial inner membrane; ceramide biosynthetic process
Cellular component (GO): TIM22 mitochondrial import inner membrane insertion complex; mitochondrion
Molecular function (GO): ATP-dependent diacylglycerol kinase activity; ceramide kinase activity; acylglycerol kinase activity
Source: RefSeq, a predicted model, not a curated record
CAUGGGGACACGACUUUGCGACUAAACAACAAACAGGAGUUCAGGUAUAACAUGAAACUGCAGUUAGUUGAAAAUGGGAAGAAAUGCUUCUGAUCUGGGGUAAGGUGGCAAGGGAGCUGACAAGAAUGAAUCUUGUUUAUUUAACCCUAAGCCAUAGUUGAAUCUACUGUCUGAACCAGGCUAGUGCUGACCAGGAGCUGGCUUUUGUAGGAUCAGAUGGCUGGCUUUAAUGUCCGCCUUCUUGCUGGUGAGGUGGGGAAGCCCUUGAGGAAAUACAAAGCCUGGUUUGUCAAUUGGCUGCACUUAAGGCAGAUGUGGGGAGCCUCUCCCCCUCCAGAUCCUGCUGGAGUCCAGCUGUCUGCCCUGUGGACCAUUGCCCAUGGUGGCUGGGGCCAGUGGGAGUUUUAGUCCAGCAGCACCUGGAGGAAUAUCAGUUCCCCUCCUUUGACUUAAGGGCUCCAAUCUCUGCCUGGCCAUUUGCCAGCCUUUUUGUCCCUUUGAACCUUGACCUGUCUCGGAGGUUACAGGUUUUGUCUCUUAAUCUAGUUCUGUGAAAGCUGCAGGGUCUGUUUUAUGAGAGAACAACUGUUAAAGCUGCAUCUUAUCCAAAGAACUAAUGUAUCAUGAAUCCUGAAGCCUUUUGUAAGUUUGGCACCACGUGUAGAAUAACUGAGGAUGAAGGCUGCAUAUGAUGCUGGUUGAGGGGCCAUGUGUACUGGGCACACACCUACAGUGCACAUCUAGUGAACCUGGUGUGGGUUGCUCUUGCCUUGUGGGCACUGAUGGAGACAGGAUAAUCUGUUUGAGGAUUUCUUGGGGAGGAAGAAGAGAGCACAGGCAGGAGAGGGAAAAACUUGAUGGUGGUUGUGGGGUCAGAACAGCUAUGCAACAGUAGCAAGAAAGGCCUGGGAGGAGCACUGGAUGUGCACCUGGUUAGUAGUGAAUCAACUGUAGUGGUUUCCUAUAUGUGUUUCAAAAUUUGGUGAAAAACUUUUCUGGAGCCUGGACAGCUACCUUCCUUACUUUCCCUGCCCUUGCCCGGUCCUUUUCUGGGUAAGGCCCUCAGCUUUAGAAACAGAAUGAAAUGGGAUGUGGGGGAAGGAUUGCUGAUAAGAUUUUUUCCUCCUCUUUGGUUCCAUCCCAGGAACAUUUUCCAACAAUUGGAUCUGACUCUUCCCACUGUGAUUCCUACAAAAGCAUUUGAACCUAGAAUAUUCCUUUGGUGCAAAAAUGGUUAUAACUGGGCUCCUCCGAAGGGCAGAUGAGAACCUGACCAAGAAAAGGCAAUUUAAUGAUUCAGUCGAAGAUCUGAGGAGGCUUUUAGCAAGUACAAUGGUGCCUGCUGCACAGAACUACGUUGCCUGCUUACGAAGACACAAAAUUAUAUUUCAACAGCAAUGUAAAGAAUUACAUUUCCAUCUGGGAAAAAUUAAAGCUUUCAGAUCUCUACAGUUGAAAGGAAACUGGGCAAAAGGAAUAAUAGGAGCUUUCAGUAAGAUUCCUAUUGGAUUCAUUCCCCUUGGGAAGACCAGCACCUUGAGUCACACUCUUUAUCAUGAGAGUGCAAACCAAGUCCAAUGUAUCACAGAUGCCACAUUAUCCAUCCUUAGAGGAGAGACGAUUCCACUUGAUGUGUUGCAGAUCAAGGGAAACAAAGACCAACCUGUGUUUGCUGUAACUGGUUUGAGAUGGGGGUCUUAUCGAGAUGCAGGAGCAAAAGUCAGCAAGUAUUGGUAUCUUGGGCCUCUGAAAAUCAAAGGAGCCCACUUCUUUAAUGCAUUAAAGGAGUGGCCUCAGAAACAUCUUGCCUCUCUGACCUAUUUGGGCCCAACUCCAAGGCCUCCUGAGGAGCCGGAACAGAAGACUUCUAGACCUCCUUUAUACAUCAGACUUUACAAGAGACUGGCAAAUUAUUGGGCUCCUGUCCCAAAAGAAAUCCCCACGGAAGCGACCUCAGAGUCCUGGCAAGAAGUACAGCUGUCUGCCAUUGAAUUUUCUGUCACUACGCAGAACAGAAAUCUUGACUUGAAAAGAACAGAAGACUUCAUGAAUAUUUGCAUUGAACCAGAUACAAUUAGUAAGGGUGACUACAUAAAAAGAGGCAGUCAGAAGAUUCAGGACCCUCACUUAUGUCCUGAGGGAGGCCAGUGUCUGCAGGCGAGUCGGUGCAUCUUGCAGCUUCCAGAGAAUACCGAAGGCUCUUUGGCUAUAGACAAUGAAGAGUAUGAAGCAAUGUCAGUGGAGGUGAAGCUGUUACCCAGGAAGCUGCAGUUCUUCUGUGAUGCUGUUAAGAAAGAGCACAUGCUUCAAGGUGCAUCCUAAUCAAGGCAGGUGAUGUGGCACCUAUUACUAGUCUGGUAUUUACAUUCAGUGAACUGCCUGCAGAUACAGAUCCCUGUAAAAAUGUUCAAGAAAAAGGUGUUAUUUUAACAGCACCACUGACAGAUCCUUUGAAUGAGCUGUGCAUGAAGACUGUAUAUGCUUCCUCAACUUCCAUGAAAACCUUUGUUUUGAGGAAUGAUCUCAAUACAUGAGUAACUGGCUUUGUACAUUCUGUGUUCUCUUGCUAGGAAGAAGAGAGGGUAGCUAUGAUUUAGCCAUUCAUUUGCCUUCUCUUCUGGUUAUUUCUUGGGGGAAGAAUAACUUCCCAGUACAACCAUUAAGCUCAAGCCCUUUUUGGAAAUGUUGGCAUUGGUGUGAGUCCAGAUUUAGUCAUCCUCGAGUUAACCUGUUGAAGUCAGUGGAUCUUAUGCUGGUUAUGAUGAAUUUAAUUCCCAUUGAUUGCAGUGAGUCUAUUUUAUGACAGUUUCUGGAUCCAAUCACCUGUGUAUCCCUAUCAAGACAAUGCAAGUGUCACACUUCCUGGAUUGUUUAAAUACUUUAAAAUGCAAAGGUACUGUCAGACUCCCUGGAUUUCUGCAGUUAAGCACAGACUGUUUCGACUACUGGCUCUCAAUUGGAAAUGAAGAUGGAAAGAGAGAACAAAGUCAGGCUUUUAUGCAUGUAAAGGACAUGUAUUUCUGAGCCGUGGCCUUUCCCAGAAAGUACAAGCUUUUGUGGGCAUUGUGGAUGGAGAAAUCUGAACUCCCAGUCCCUUGGGAAAGGAGACUAAUGUGAUGAAAUCCGCGUAACAUGUCACCUAAUCACUAAGGUGCCAAUCGUUCGUGCUCUUCCAUUACUAAUGUAAACAGUCUUGAAGUCUUUCUCUGUGUCAGAGAAGCAUUAGGUUUUGGAAUUACACGUCCUGUAAAGAUUUUCCAGAAUAAUCAACAGUCACAAAGAGCAGCUGUGUUAAAAGUGAAUUUUAAUAGAGUAAAAAAGGCUAUUAUAGUA